This is a messenger RNA of Photinus pyralis (common eastern firefly), 2653 nucleotides long. RefSeq lists its product as uncharacterized. Bases 431 to 2599 code for a protein of 722 amino acids. Lineage: Eukaryota; Metazoa; Arthropoda; Insecta; Coleoptera; Lampyridae. The record is from RefSeq and is a predicted model, not a curated record. The transcript is spliced from 4 exons.
UUAUUGAGUAUGAAAGGGAAGUGCACCGCCAUUUAGUGAAAGUAUGCGGGUGACAAAAUGGAAAUCUAUCCACCCGUAUGAUUUGCUGAGGCAAUAAGGGAUUGUAUAACCAUCAGAAGCGAGCCCGUAUGCGCCUUUCUUGGAUAUUUUUUUGAGGGUGGUUACGGCGACGCGGACGAGAGAAUUAAUUGUCGAACUAAAUUAGGAGAUUCCGGUUCCACACAUGGGUAUUUAAUAAAAUAGUCAAAAAGUGCCUUUAACGCUUGAUUAACUGUGUUUACAUUCUUCUUCGCUUGAUCAGUCAAUGUUUGUAAGAAAUGUCAGCGUCUGAUUCGAGAUACCUCACUUUCCAGCCGUAAUCGCCUGAGGUGGGACAUUUCUAUAUAAAUUGUAACUGGCACCAGUUUCACAAUUAGUUAACUGUGACACCAUGCAUUUUGGAAACCUGCCACUUCAGGUACUACUGCUGUCAGUGGUCGCCCUUUCCAAAGGGCAGCACUACGAUUCGGAUUACAACGUAGCUGACUCUGACGACGACAGUGCGGGCUACACCGCCGACGAGCAAGAGAGUCCCGAUUAUUCCAAGUACUUCAACUCGCCAGGCUCGGCACCGCAACAGGAGGAAAAUUCGGAGAGCGGAUUUGUUACCCCAUUAGAUUUCCAGUCGUUCUUCGGAGCACCACAAGGAGGUUUCAGCUCCGCCAACAUACAAGAUGAAGUGAAAUCAGACAAUGGCUUCGCCGCAAGUGGAUUUUUUAACGGCCCAGGCUUGGGCGCUACGGACUACUUCGAGCAGGCACAAAAAGAGACGAAAAGUGUCGAGAAUACUGAGCAAACUCCCGAUUAUAUCUCCAGCAAUAUACCGACACCGGGGGGCUAUCACGAAAACAUCGAAAAUUUUCGUAGGAGAUCUGAAAAAUUCCGCCCUCUACCGGCGGCCAAACCCCAAGAGGAAGAAGAAAGGCAAUCGUACACCAACUUUAAACCGUCCCCCGUGGAUUCGUCACCGAUAAAACCGACCCAGCCGGGGUACUACGCCAAGUACACGCAAACGCCGGUGGCGUCGCCCUACCGAAAGUACAGCUUCCAAACUCAACCAACGCCGAUACCUUACAGCCCCACCUACCUGAAGUACACAUCCCCAGCCGACGGCAGCUACGAGUACGUGCCAAGUCAAACCGUCACACAAAGCGCGAGGCAUACCGGCUGCGUCAAGGUCAACAAGAAGAUACCCACGGAGAAAUUCAGCAAGACACCCAUGACCUGCUACGUGUGCAAAGAUCCGAAAACCGGAGCGCAGUCGGAGCACUGCUCCUACGAGCAGCAACCGAAGGCCUACUACACAAGCUCGAGCCAAUCCUACAACACGCAAAAACCGACCAGAGCCAAACGCGAGGAUUCCGAAGCCUACGACCCCUACGAGGAGGUUAAGGCGAGGUCCCACCGCUACAACUCGCAACCGGAAGAGUUCGCCGACCAGCGCUACAGGGCACCCGACUUUAGCGAGUACGAACAGUAUUCCGCUGCCGAAGAACGCGCCGACGACGACGAAGAGGACGAGAAGAGCUCCUCGGAGAAGCAAUCCGAAGAGCUCGUGAAGCAGAAGGACAGCUGCCAGAAGAUACACAAGGACGGCAUCUCGUGCCUGGUGUGCAAAAACGCCGAGACCGGUGGCAAUUACGAGCAGUGCUCGUACCAAUCGGAACCAAAUGAGCAAAAGUACGCGUACGUGCGUGAAAGUAAGUACGACGGCGAUAAUGAGAGCGACUCGCCCGAAGGUGAAAGCGAAAAGUACAAGGAGGAGGUUCCGGUACACUUCGCCAAAACCACCGGCAAACUACGCAGAGACGGAGUGGUCGGCUUGGAUCCCACCUUAUACGGCCGCCCCGAAUCGAGGAAAAGAUCCAAGGUGGCGAGGCAAGAGAGUAAACAGAGCGAGGAUAUUGUCAAACCAGAAUCCUACUACGACCCCACCGGCAAGCGAGACGUAGAGAGGGUACUUGAAGAAUUCUCGAAAAAGGAUAGAUCCAACUGCGAGCAGGUCAAGAAGAAGGGCAUGACGUGCUACCUAUGCGUUGACAAGAAGGGAAUUAAGCACGAGGAGUGCAUGUACAUAUCCGAGUCGCGCCCGCACAGCUCACUCGUCGCCUACCACGAGAAAGAAACCGUAAAAGACGUCGACGAGCCCGAAAGUGAAAGCGAAACCCGCCGUAAACUGGCCGUGCACCCCAAGAAGGUCCACGAGACGGACGCACGAAAUAAACGCGAAAAGAAGAGGAAACCUGAACCGAAACCCGACAUCGCGACCGAAGACGGGCCCAAGAAAGACAAAAGGAAGAGACAGGAACCGACGACCGGAUUCGACUUAAUCAGCAAUAGUGGACCUUACUCGACCGAAAAAAAGAAGCAGAAGAAGACGAAGCAACGCGAGCCCGAUCCGAAACCGGAGUUCGACGUCAACGACGAGGGUGGUCUGUACUCGGCCGAAACGAAACCGGUCUACGUAAAUGCGUUGGGGUUGUCACUUCCGAAGUACAUGGUGGAGAAGACCGACUACGAAAGGGACUUUGACCUGUCCUCGUCCAAAGGCCGCAAAUGAUCUAAUUGUAAUUAUUUAAGUAAUAGAUUAUUGUUAAUAAAUUGUUAAAAAAUA